GAGAAUAUGAGGCCAUUAAGCAAGUAAUCUGUUUUUACUCCCUUUGCCAACACAAAAAACAAAAAAAAAAAAAAAGAGAAGCAAGUAAUCUGUUCUAAUCCUAACCCUGGUAAUCAAAGUCCUUCAACGCAAUUUCAUCUAAGCUUCUGUCAUCCAAUCAUGGCAUUGAGAUCAAUGAGUUGUUGGAAAUCAAUGGUGAGUCGGUUGAGUGGAACUGCAACGUAUGCAACUUCAAGCUCUCCAAAAAUGAUGGCGUAUGCUCCAACAGCUGAUUUCGGCAGUCCUCAGCGAGAAAAACGUACUAAAAAGACAAUAAAGGGAGAGUUUGUGCCCGUUUAUGUGGUGAUAGGAAUGAUAGCUCUAUCGGUAUCUCUGGGUCUGUACACCGCGAAGCAACAGAUAAUGCACUCCCCGACAGUACGCGUGAAGAAGAAGACAAGGGAAACGAUACCAGAGGUGGAGGAGCCUGAGAUAGUGAUGAAUGAGGCUGAUAGAUUCGUGAAGAAGUCUUUCUUCAGGAAAAUUGCGCAUGUUCAAGAGUUUGAUAGCGGUCUUCGAUAUACGCCUGAUCCUAUUCGUAGAGACGCUUUUGCACACGAGCAGCCCCGCGCUGAGACUCCCAAGUCUGUUGGGGUUGAUCCCAAGUGGCGUUGAGAUGUAUAUCUUUUUUCCUCUACCUGCAGGAAGUUUGGGCUAAUCUUUUACCUUUGCAUAAGAUUGUAAAAUUAAGAGAUAAUCUUUCUCGUGAUGUGUUGUAAGAUAAUGUUUGAGAUGAAUGGUAUUUAUACGCUUAUAACAAACCAUAAGGGAAUGUUGCUUGGCGCAA
This is a messenger RNA of Hevea brasiliensis (rubber tree), 826 nucleotides long. RefSeq lists its product as uncharacterized. The transcript has 2 exons. NCBI's taxonomy places the organism in Eukaryota, Viridiplantae, Streptophyta, Magnoliopsida, Malpighiales, Euphorbiaceae. The record is from RefSeq and is a predicted model, not a curated record. The coding region runs from base 160 to 654 and encodes 164 amino acids.